AUGUUGAAACGACUACUUGAUAAACUCGAAUCUGAGAGAAUGCCAUUACUUGGGCCAAAUGUCAAAGCAUUAAAAUUCUGGGGACUGUUACUACCGAAGGAAAUGUUACCACGAAAUUUAUAUAUACUGAUGCAUUUACUAGUAAUCAUUUUUACAGCAACCGAAUACGUGGAUAUCUGGUUUAUAAAAUCCGAUAUAAAUCUGUUAUUAAAUAAUCUUAAAAUAACAAUGUUAGCUACAGUCAGCGUAAUAAAGGUUAUGACGUUUCUAUUCUGGCAGAAGCACUGGAAAAGUAUAAUACAGUAUGUGAACAAAGCUGAUUUAGUACAACGCAUUACUGAUAAUAGAAUAAAGAAAUUAACCAUAGAGAAAUACACAAGAUAUUGUCGAAGAAUAACAUAUUUAUAUUGGGCUCUGAUGUAUACGACUGUCAUUAUAGUUAUGGUGCAACCAAUUUAUAAAUAUGCCGCAUUACCGACUUACAGAGAACUUGUUAGAAAUGGUACUCAAUCUUAUAUGCAAGUUGUCAGUUCUUGGGUACCAUUCAAUAAAAAUACGAUCCCUGGUCAUAUAACAGCUUCAUUUAUACAAAGUUUUGCUUCAAUAUAUGGAGGUGGUUGGAUUACAUCAUUUGAUACGAAUGCAAUGGUCAUUAUGGUAUUCUUCAAAGGUGAAUUGGAAUUAUUGAAAAUAGAUUGUGGUGAUAUUUUUGGAACGGCAUCAAAUCCGGUAUCUGAUAAUGUUGCUAAUAUUCGACUACAUAAUUGUCAUAAGCGAUACGUAGAAUUAAUAAAGUACAUUCGACUAUUUGAUUCGUGUCUUUCUCCAAUAAUGCUGCUUUAUAUGUUUGUGUCUUCUGUAAUGUUAUGCGCCACAGCUUAUCAAAUUACAGUGGAGACGAGUGCGAUGCAACGCUUCCUAACUACGGAAUAUUUAAUCUUUGGAGUUGCUCAGUUAUUUAUUUACUGUUGGCAUAGCAACGACCUCUUUUACGCGAGCAGGCAAGUAAUGAAUGGACCAUACAAUAGUAUGUGGUGGAACAGGAACAAAUACUGUCAAAAGGAUAUUCAAAUAUUGAUCGGUCAGUUUAACAAAACUAUAGUUUUCUCCGCGGGACCGUUCACUGAUUUAACUGUGGCCACUUUUAUAAAUAUCUUAAAAGGUGCUUACAGUUAUUAUACUUUACUACAACAGUCUCAAGAAACUACUGUUAGUAAAUAA
Molecule: messenger RNA, 1221 nt
Organism: Papilio machaon (common yellow swallowtail)
Lineage: Eukaryota; Metazoa; Arthropoda; Insecta; Lepidoptera; Papilionidae
Gene: Or-56
Product: odorant receptor Or2
Exons: 5
Coding region: 1-1221 (406 amino acids)
Biological process (GO): sensory perception of smell; detection of chemical stimulus involved in sensory perception of smell
Cellular component (GO): plasma membrane
Molecular function (GO): odorant binding; olfactory receptor activity
Source: RefSeq, a predicted model, not a curated record